Closterium sp. NIES-67 is the source of this 2857-nucleotide messenger RNA. The record is from the annotation of a GenBank genome assembly. Lineage: Eukaryota; Viridiplantae; Streptophyta; Zygnematophyceae; Desmidiales; Closteriaceae.
AUGGUUAAUAUCGAUGGCUAUGAACGGAUAUAGUAUGGGUUCAUGCUGGGAAUUUCAACCGUCAGAUCUUCCGACCUGGAUGUUUCUAUUCCCAAAGCGCUCCAAGAUACCUCGACACCCCCGCACAAGAACAAUGUUCUUGGAGCCCGCGACUCGCAGCUCGGAUUUGAGCCCUAGCAAUCCUCCCACCAUUUCUUGUGUCAGCUCCUGUUACUGCGUGUACUACUGCUGAAUCUCUUCCAAGAAGCCGUUGCUUCCAAAAAAACUUGCAAGAAUCCACAGCACUCACACUAAUUUCAUCCUGUCUUCAGUCCAUUUUAACAGUGCUAGUAUGCUUGUAUAAGUCAAGCUCACGCUAAAUUCAUCCUGUCUUCAGUCCAUUUCUAGUAGAGCCGUCUGCGCGCAACUCUAUUCUGAAGACUCCUUUCCUGCUGGCUCUGUACUUAGUUCCUGGAAAUACCAUUUCCGACGCACCAACUAGCUAGUUGAAGCACUUCGGGCAUUUUAGUUCCGACACACAGCCCCAAAGCGCAGCUACUUUGCGAGUUUUGAGUCUUUUUGCUCUGAUUCGGGGCGGGCUCAGCCCUUUGACCGGCACUGCUAGUAGGGAGACUGAAGCAGCGGGGCUCGGGGCGCGCUGCUCCCAGAGGAUGAUGCAGUAUUUACUCCUUCUCACGGCGCUGCUGGCGGCGCCUCUUUUCCCGAACCUCUAUGUGCAAGCUGCAGGGCCCGUCGUACCUAUAGACGCGCUGCAAGGUCCAGUGCUAGCUGCGUGUAGUGGGGCAUGGGGAAUGGCGCCUGCAGGGUGGAGCGGAGGGGGGGACUGCAGCCAAGCGCAAGGGCUGACGUGUGACAGCAAUGGCAUGGUGGUGGCAAUCGACCUGAGCAACACUCCAUUGGAUGGCCGCAUUCCGCAGGAGAUUGGCAGUCUCACCACCCUCACUCUCCUCAACCUCGCCAACUGCUCACUUAGUGGCUACAUUCCCAUCUCCUUCAGUGCUCUGACCUCCCUCUCGCUUCUCGACCUGAGCCACAACAGCCUGUGGGGCACCACGCCAUCUGAACUGGGUCUGCUGAAGAAUCUGAGGCGCCUGGACCUGAGCGGCAGCUCUCUGCAUGGGUCCAUUCCGUCCGGCCUUGGCAUGCUGCCUAAGCUGCGCUUCAUGGACCUCUCGUCUAACUACUUCAAUUCAUCCAUCCCUGUUUCCCUGGGCCGACUCAACACACUCACCGCCCUCGAUUUGAGCAGCAAUAGCUUGGGCGGCCGCGUGCCUUGGAGCAUUGGCCUUCUCACGAGACUCAACGACAUAAACUUGUCCACCAACAGCCUGUCGUCCUCCAUCCCAUCAUCCCUCGGCCUCUUGACCCGACUCACUAGCCUCAAUCUGUCCGGCUGUUCCCUGAUGGGCACUGUUCCUGGCAUGCUGAGCUAUCUCACUGGCCUCUACGCCCUAGACCUUAGCUCCAACGCCUUGAAUGGCACGCUGCCUAAGCUGCGCAAAUACAGCCGCCUCGCCCACCUCGACCUUAGCGCCAACAGCUUCCAGGGCACCGUGUCUGGAGGGGUGGGCAAGCUCUCGCUGCUGCAACACCUCGAUCUGAGCGUCAACCAGCUGAACGGCACUCUGCCCAAAGGCCUUGGUAGAAUCUCCCUCCUCUCCCACCUUGAUCUCAGCAUGAACUCUUUCAACGGCAAUCUGCCUGAAGAUCUCGACCAGCUGACUGCCCUUACAAACCUCAACCUGGCCAGCAACACCAUUAACGGCACCAUCCCGGAUUCUCUGGGCAAUCUCACCAACCUGCGCUCUCUGAAUUUCUCAACGAAUCUGCUAAACGGGUCCAUUCCAGCAUCCUUCGGCGAUUUCUCACACCUUCUCUACUUUGACGUCAGCUACAACGGCCUCAAUGGAUCGCUCCCGGUCUCCUUCAGCAGACUCUCGGCACUCAAGCACCUGCAAGUUGCAAACAACCAGUUGAACCAAACACUUCCUGCCAGCAUCAGCAGUCUGAUCAGCCUCACCAACUUGAACAUCUCUAUCAACUUCAUCAACGGGACUUUCCCAGCGGCCAUUAGCAGCCUCACCAACCUUGUCGCGCUGGACGUUCAUUUCAACAGUAUGAACUGCUCCUUCCCAUCGUAUAUAAGCACCCUCACUAAGCUCACAUGGCUUGACAUGAGCGACAACAAGUUCUGGGGUCCACUUGGAGAAACCAUAGGCACGCUCACUGACCUUGAAUUCCUGUGCAUCCAUUACGAAACCUCGCGCGACCGGAUGUGCAUCGAUGCGCCUGAUGCGGGCAUUGACUUCUACACGACCUUCUACCUCCGCAUGGUGGACCUUCACACGGUUUUGGUGAUGGAGGGCUACGACGUGUCUUUCGUGGCUGUUCAGGAGGCAAUGACCGACAACAACUACAACGAUAAAUUCAAGCGUGUAUGGACGCAGUGGAAGAACGAGCGGGGGUUCCUGAUCAAGAGGCGGGUGUUGACGGAGCUAGGGGUGAAGGUCAAGUGGGCGAGGGGCUCCAAGAUCCAUCAGCAGGGCCAGACUCAUACCUUGGUGGUUAGCUAGGUUUAUCAUAGCUGCAGCGGCAGCGGUGGGAGUAGGUGGGGGCUUGCAGCAGUAGUAUGUGCUCUCUCAACGAGGAAGGAGGGGGUUGAUGCCAUCGUACGGGUCGUUUCCGAUUUACUUCCAGGGUAGUGCUCCUUUUGUCCGGAUGCGGUUGGUAGGGCGAUCACAGCUUGGAUGCGGGUAGAGGUCUAAACCCUGAGAUUUUGUGUCACUGAUGUGUUUUCUUGUGACACUGAUGUGUUUCUUCUACUGGCCAUCUAUACCAAUUAAUGAGCCUAAUAUCU